AAAAAACAAGCAGACAGCGUGUUGCAACGCUAAUUCUCAUAUGCUUUUACGCCUUCCAAAGUCCAAUUUAUUUUACAUGUCCUAAACAGUUUUCGAGUUUCAAUAAGUUCCAACAAUAUUCUAAAAUGGAUUCAGAUUUGUGUACAAUUUACUGUGGGAGUCUAUCGCCUAAAGUUACAGAGGAAAUACUUCAUGAACUUUUCUUACAGGCGGGGCCCUUGAAAUGCGUAAAAAUACCCAAAACUCCUCAAGGUGAAUCUAAAUUGUUUGGAUUCGUCGAAUAUCAACAUGAAUGUUCAGUGGACUAUGCUAUACAACUCUUUCACCAUACUACCCUUUUUGGCCAGGAACUUCAACUCAAAAGGAGGAAACCAAAUAAUCCUGAGCGGGUUCCCAGUUUACCAUUUCCUGGAAUGCAUCGUACAACCAGCCUUCCAAUCAUGAUGAACUUCCCUAUGCAGCCACAUCCAUUGUUUUUUAGACCACCAUUUAUAGCAGGUAUCAUGAAUCCACCAAUAAACAUGCUCAACUUUGGACUUGGAAUGUCACCAGCUGUCCCACCGAUGCCUACCCAUAUCCGCUUUGAUGUUGAAGGCUUACCAAAAACAGAUUCCAACCUUAUUCCAGCCAUAUUUCACGGACAAUACAAAAAUUCAUUUGUGGCACCACAUCACAGCACAGCUCAUUCAAAAGAGAGGCAUCAAGAUUCAUCUACCUCAUCAAAUCAGGAUGUCAACAAUAAAAGAAGACAUGGUAAUCACAACAAUGGUAACAACAGCAAUCAUUCGUUCCAUCCAGAGGAGAAAAAAUCGAAAUAUUCAAAUUCAGAGAAGCGCGAAAGUGUCCAAGAUGAAGGUCAAUAUCGAUCAAGUAAUUUUCGAGAAGGUAGGCGUUAUCAAGGAGGUGACCACCGAUCGAGUAAAACAGAUCAUUUGGAAGUUUAUCAAGAUGGUAAACGUCACCGCGGGGAUGAUCAUCAGCGGAGCAGAUCUCACCACGAUGAUGGGCAUCAACAUAGCAGAUCUCGUCGCGAUAGAUCUUAUAAUCAAGAUCGGCAUCACAAUAACUAUUAAACAACAUGACCUCUUUCAGUGACAAAUAGUUCAAAUAAUUCGGGAAAUAUUUCCUUGUGCUGUUUUUUGUAUUGUAUUAAUGAAUUGUGCGUUUUUCAAUACCUACAAAAUCGCCUGUUUUGACUCACCUGAAUCAGUGUUUUCUCAAACGUCUCCCUUUGUCACUACAGCAGCAUUUCUAAUAGAAAAAAAAGCAGUUUUUAAGAAAUAAAUACCGUCGCCCAUGUA
Messenger RNA from Daphnia pulex (common water flea), 1301 nucleotides. Its product is annotated as RNA-binding protein 7-like. Gene Ontology annotation, biological process: regulation of alternative mRNA splicing, via spliceosome. The record is from RefSeq and is a predicted model, not a curated record. The transcript is spliced from 3 exons. NCBI's taxonomy places the organism in Eukaryota, Metazoa, Arthropoda, Branchiopoda, Diplostraca, Daphniidae. The coding region runs from base 126 to 1073 and encodes 315 amino acids. Gene Ontology annotation, cellular component: nucleus. Gene Ontology annotation, molecular function: single-stranded RNA binding.